Messenger RNA from Tripterygium wilfordii, 1294 nucleotides. RefSeq names its product stigma-specific STIG1-like protein 4. The transcript has a single exon. The record is from RefSeq and is a predicted model, not a curated record. NCBI's taxonomy places the organism in Eukaryota, Viridiplantae, Streptophyta, Magnoliopsida, Celastrales, Celastraceae. Bases 513 to 1043 code for a protein of 176 amino acids.
UUGUAGAUCAUGAUUAGUCGAUUAUGUCUUUUGAUAUUGCUCUUUAAUGGAAUAUAUACAGGUUUCUGUUUAACAGGCUUUGGCUGAUGAACAAUUUGAUCUUCUUAGUUCUUAUGUACUUUUCCAAGCAUGCCAACAUUGCUCUAGCAUGUGACUUUUCUUUUUUGGUUAUAACUGCCUUGUCUGAUAAGCAUAGGCUAAAUUGCUGAAAAUGAACUUUAUAGAGUUAACUGCAAUGUGAUGAGCCUCAUGUUUACCAUGAGCAUACAUUAAAGGUCCUAUAUUGAAACAUAUAGGUAUCUUGGGGAAAAAGUUUGCUUACACUGUUACACCGACCUUAACCAUGGAUUUUCAAAAUGAAAAGUGGCCUCUUAAGCUUUGUAGCAAUGACAUCUCACCCCCUUCACCACUCCAACGCGAGUUUUCAAUAUUUCCCCAUGUAAGAAAAACAUGAACCUUGAGCACCUUCUUUGCUUUUUAUAUAUUGCCAGAAAAUUCUUCGAACUCUUCCUAUGCUUCAUGGAAUGAUGCGGCUAUCGAAUGUUGUGAUUCUAUUCUUUGUUUUCUCAAUACUGCUCAUGAAAGUACAGGGAAAUUCUACAGCUGAAAGGGCGCAACAGAACAACACAAAUGAAGGCGGUGGCUUAUCUCCAUCUUCUCCAUGGCUAAAGAAAAUAACAAACCACGAUCCCCGGCCACGACCUCCAGGUUGCUGGAAGAGGUCAUGGAUAUGCAAGCAGGGACAGCAACCAGGAACCCGGAUGCGCUGUUGCAAGAAUCAAUGUGUUGAUAUCUUAUCUGAUGUGAACCAUUGUGGUUUAUGUGGAAUUAGAUGCCCAUUUACCAGGCGAUGCUGUAAGGGAUUCUGUGUCAAUACAAACUUUAACCCUUUUCACUGUGGCAGAUGUGGAAAUCGUUGCCCUUGGCGAGUCCGGUGCUUGUAUGGCAUGUGUGGUUACGCUCAGUCAUCGCCUCCUCGACCUUGCCCGCCUCCCUCUCCUACGCCUCCUCAGACAUGGCCGCCUCGAAUCCUGGAAAACUGAUCUGCUAGCUGCAAUGAGUUGGGAUUGUUUUGUGUUCCUUCAACAAGUCUUUUAACUUUUGAGUCUCUUGACUAGUUUUCUGUUAUCUGUGUGUCAUGUCCCUUGCUUGGAUUUCCUCAUAUGUCGAGCUGUGUGUAAAUUGGUAUAUACUAGCAAAGAUGAUUCAUAUUAUCCACCUGAAACGAUUGUACUGGUCUUGUUUGUUAUACAUAUGCUUAUAUUACAAAGGAAUAUCAGGUUUCUUCUAAUCC